Messenger RNA from Sinocyclocheilus rhinocerous, 318 nucleotides. Its product is annotated as vitellogenin-like. Gene Ontology annotation, molecular function: lipid carrier activity. Lineage: Eukaryota; Metazoa; Chordata; Actinopteri; Cypriniformes; Cyprinidae. The transcript is spliced from 3 exons. The annotation marks the transcript as partial. The record is from RefSeq and is a predicted model, not a curated record. Gene Ontology annotation, biological process: response to estradiol; cellular response to estrogen stimulus; lipid transport.
CGUAUCACAAAGAUUAAGCGCACCCUGAGAGCACUUGCAAACUGGAAGGCCUUGCCAACCAAUCAGCCAUUGGCUUCAGCCUACAUCAAAUUAUUUGGACAAGAAGUGGCUUUUGUCAAUGUUGACAAGACAGUCAUUGAAGAAGCAAUACCGAUUGUGACUGGACCCAAACCACGUGAACUGUUGAAGGCGGCACUUAAAGCAUUGCAGGAAGGAAUUGCCUUGCAGUAUGCCAAACCCCUGCUCAUGGCUGAAGUGCGCAGAAUCUUGCCAACCGCAAUUGGUGUGCCCAUGGAGCUCAGUUUGUACACUGCUGCU